AUGGCUUCUAUGAUAGAGGUCAUGCUAGGGAUGAAACAACUAAUGGAGAGUAACGCGGCAACCGCCGCUAUCGCUAGCACGGCUGUAGAGGCAGACCCGGCUCUCUCGACUGCUGUGUACCAUCCCGUUCCAAACAUGGUGGGACGAGAGAGAAGCACACCGAGGCAUAUCAACAACCUCCAUCCGAGGUACAACCGAGGUGCUUACCCCUACGGUUUACCACCCAACUACACACCACCAGCCAUGCAUGAAGAUGUGGAUCACGUUUCCCCCCUCAUCCUCGAAGGGGAGCCUCCUCGACAUCCUGACACGAUCCACGAGAAUCCUCGAGAGCGCGCUCAGGGAGACGUCGACUCCUACUCCCCGUUUCCUACUAAGGGGCCGGUGCCCAACGCACUACCUCAACCCAACAUCACGGGAGAGCCUCGAAACCACCCAACACAACCAAUGUUUCUAUCCGUGGGAGGGCCACCCCCGAUAGUGGAAGGAAAAGGGAAACUCGAUCUCAUCGAAGAGAGAUUGAGGGCUAUUGAAGGAUUUGGCGAUUAUCCGUUCGCAGACAUGACCAACCUGUGCCUAGUGUCGGACGUCGUCAUCCCUCCGAAGUUCAAGGUAUCUGACUUCGAUAGGUACAAAGGGACGACUUGUCCUAAGAAUCACCUAAAAAUGUACUGUCGAAAGAUGGGUGCAUAUUCCAGGGACGAGAAGUUAUUGAUGCAUUUCUUUCAAGAUAGUUUAGCUGGGGCAACAGUCAUCUCGUACACUAACCUAGAAGCUUCCCACAUCCGCACUUGGAAGGAUCUGAUUACGACCUUCCUUAGGCAGUAUCAGUACAACUCUGACAUGGCUCCCGAUCGAACUCAACUAUAA
Molecule: messenger RNA, 870 nt
Organism: Glycine soja
Lineage: Eukaryota; Viridiplantae; Streptophyta; Magnoliopsida; Fabales; Fabaceae
Exons: 1
Coding region: 1-870 (289 amino acids)
Source: RefSeq, a predicted model, not a curated record